CGUAUAUCUCCCCGAUCACCGGGUCGCGAGGUGGAAUCAAACGUGUGUAUCGCGUGAGCGGUACCGGGGAAAGGGGGAGGGGGGGCAGAUGAUCACCGCGACGACCACCAACGGGUGGACGGGCGAUUGCGACCAACGAGCAUGAGCAGGUUGCAGGUCGAAGAUUCUGUGAUACGAUAGAUGAAACACCAUCACUCAAGCAGUCUCACUCGCCAUGCUCCUUCCUUUUAUCGUCUGAUCAAUUGAUCAUCAUCAAGCCACCCGAUCACCUGAUGAUCCAAUAGAAACAAUUUGAAACGCAACGCGAUCCCUCCCAGGACAGGUUAUACCGGAUACCCAAAGUCGACCUGCCUCAUGUUAAGCUGGAACUCGUAAUAAUGUCGAACCCUAAACCCAAAUCCAGUCCGCGUCCACUCCGUAUCAACCCAAACCCAAAUCACAACUACCAUUCGACCUCGCCUUCACCUUCCUCCACCUCUUUCCAUAUCAACUCGAACCCCUCUUCCUCCUCGGCUUCUUCUUCGUCCUCUUACGACACCUCGAACCAGGAUCGACGACCUGGACGUCGAAUCGAUUUCUCCGAGAGACGAGGCCGAGAUCAAGGACUCGGACUAGGGUUGGAGAGGUUUGGCUUCCUCUUCCGCUGGUUCGGAGGACGAGCUCGCGGAUCAAGCCGGCGGAGAGACCCGGACGAUCUGACAGGUCAAGACUUGCCACGGUCUUCCAGCUCGAGUUCAAGAUCGACCCGCCGGAGGAACACCUUCUCGAACCCUAUGCCGCUAUCUAAUCCGGGCUCCAGCUCCUACUCUAAUGGUCGGUCCGGCUCCAUCGGCUCGAACAGAAGCCUGAGCAGGAUAUUUUCCCCGAACAAGCUUAUUCAUCUUUUAAGAACCCCACGUCGAGCGCUCUUCUUAUUGCUACUUGCCGGGGUACUCACACUGGCUUGGCUGAACUCGGGGUUCGCUGGAGAUAGCAUCCUUGCGGCGAGGAACGGCGCGCAAUUAGGACGAUCUGGAUCUGGGUUGGGGAAUCUGGGUCUGAACAGGGUGAGGUGGAAGACGGACAAGGAUCCACCUUCUCCUCGUCGAGGUUCGAACCUGAAGCAUGAUCAGGUCGCAGAUGGGGUCAGGGAUAGGAUGCACCCGGUCUGGCUAGACAGGGGACAAGGGAAUGGGAAAGACUUUCAUCGAGCUUCGACGGGGGUAGUCGCUGGGUUCGAGAGAGAGUCUUCCGAGCGGGCAAGAGAUCAGGAGCGGGACUGGGAGCGGGACGGCAGGGAAGCGGGCGGAGUAGUCGCAGAUGAAGCAGUUCUCGAAGAUGAACAAGAAGACGAGGAUCCGAACGCAGACGUAGAUGUGAGGUCAGAACGAGAUGACCACGAUGAUCGGGAAGAAGAGGACGACGUUCAGGAAGAUCAAGAGUCUCAAGAGGGAAUGUCCGACACGACAGAAGAAUACUCGGACGGACUUUCACGGGACACAGAGGCGGGACGGGGAACGGACCUGGCCAUCGACCAUGACGACAGCGACGACUACAUUGACGAGUACGACGAAUACUUUGAGGAUUUCCAGUGGGGCGAUGAGACGGGCCUGAGGGUAUUGACCGAGGAAGACCUCUAUGAUGACGACGAUGACCCCAAUGUCAACGUUGACGACGCGGGAUCCGAUAUCGACCUUGACGCGGAUUUCGAGUCCGACGGUGAGGCCGACGAGGUGUUUUUCGACGAGUCCGAAUUCGAAUUGGGAUCCGAAGCCGACGACGAGGAGGAAGAAUCCGAGGAAGCUCGUCAAGCCCGGAUCCAAGUAUGGCGCGAUCGAAACCGGCUUGCGAACCGGGUGCCCUUGCGAGAUUUACCGUUCGAUAGCGAUUCGAUGAACGACGAAAAGGAGGAUGAACAGCAGCCCGCCUGGAUGGAAGGGCUUGAGGAGGAGAUGAAGGACGAUGGGGAGUGCAGGUUCGAGAGCCCGGUGGAAGCUUAUCAGAGAGCGUUAACGAGGUUGAGAAAGCAGAAGUUGGCACAGAUGUCAAAGUCUGUUACUGAAGAUGACAGCGAUUAUGAGGAGGAAGAAGUGGAUGUUACUGCGGAAGACAUCGAAAGGCUUUCACACCCUACGCUAGCUUCUCAUACUCUGCCCGACCUGCCUGGAGCACACAAGUAUUCGCCUACCGGACAUCUCGUCAUCUCGACGGAUGAGCAGGCGGCGGAACAUCCGAUCCCACAGCUGUUGAAACUCGGGGAAAGGCGAUGGGAAGAGAUGAUCGGAAGACAGAGCAGGACUUUAAGCGAAGCUGUGGAUGAAUACAAGAAGAGGUACGGACGGGCACCGCCUAGAGGAUUCGAUGUCUGGUGGAACUUUGCGCAAGAAAACUCCUUGUUAUUGCCGGACGAAUACGAUCGAAUUCAUCUUGACCUGGCACCCUUCUGGGCGCUGCCACGGGCCGAGAUGAGGAAGCGCGUGAGACAGGCGAUGGACGUUAAGGAGACUUUUGUGCUCGUUGUCGAUAACGGGACGGUUUCGGUUGAGGUCCUAGACAUGGGAGGCCUGAACUGGGGCGGGACGCUGCCUAGAGCGAAGGAUGCCGCGAGCCUCAUUCGUCCGUUCGCGCAGCAUCUCCCCGAUAUGCGUGCCGUCUUCUCCAUCCACGAUCAGCCUCAGAUAUACUUGUCCGCGACACGUAGGGCCAGCUUGAUCGAACUCGGUCUUCGUGGGGAGCAUACCAGCCACUUGAACGAGAGUCACUCUUCCGAGAUCCGUUGGGACCGGAGCUGUCGUCGCGAGUCUAACUUGAGGAACCCCAACAAGCACGAAGUGGACCAACGAGGUAGCUUGGUCUACGACACCUCGGAGGCGACCGACAUGUGUAAAAACCCUUAUCUGCUUGAUCUGCAUGGCUUUACCGUCGAAAAGCGCGGACCUGCAUCACAUCCGAAACCCAGGACCAACUUGAUCCCGCUUUUCGGUCUGGCCAAGACUUCGAUCAACUCCGACAUCCUCAUCACUCCCCUCGACCAAUUCGCCGAUGCGCCUGGGUUCGAUCCUCCUUGGCGGUUCAAGCGAUCGCAGCGAGUCGCCUGGCGCGGCAGCACUACCGGAAUAUCGUGGAUGGACAAAGACACGCCAUGGGAGAAGUCUCAUCGGUUCAGGCUGCAUAACUUUGCUCAGAACGCUUCCGAGGCAGAGACGACCUUUAUGGUACCAGACAUCGGAACCGAAGGAGGACCCUUGCGCAUGAAAAAGGAGACGGGACCGACAGGCAACCUGUCCGCCUUUUUCUACGACAUGAAACUCGCUGGCGAGCCCUUGCAGUGCAACGAGACGGAUGGUACUUGUAAUGACAUGGACGAUAAGAUCGAUUUUGCGGACUUCCAACCAGCAGAAGAGCUCAAUGAAUACAAGUUUUUGUUCGAUAUUGACGGCAACUCGUGGUCUGGCAGGUUCCGCCGUCUCAUGAAUACGAAAUCAGUGGUGCUCAAGACUGGUAUUUUUACCGAGUGGUUCCAGCCCCAUUUGAUACCCUGGUUCUCGUACAUCCCGACUCGUCUCGAUUUUUCGGAUCUUCCAUUGAUCUUGUCCUUCCUGCGGGGAAGCCCUGAAGCGCCGGACGACGGUUUCGACGAGGUUGCCGAAGCGCUGGCCAAUAAUGGGCGAUGCUUCACCCGCAAGAUCUUCCGCCUGGAAGAUAUGCAGGCGUACAUGUUCCGGUUGUUCUUGGAAUAUGCGCGACUGAUGGCUCCUUCGGACGAUAAUGUCGACUUUGUCUUUGACGCGAGCAUGACCGACGAGGGAGACAUCGCGAGGAUCAACACGCCAGAAUUCUUUGCAGAUGAUUCCAAGAUCUGGCGUGAACAGGAUCAGGCCGAGCCUGAGGUAGAAAAUAACAUGUGGUAAACAGCCAAGGUUUGAACAAGUGUAUUGUAGAGUUGUAAAAAGGGUUUCACAGGUUCGUAGCAUAGCAUUAUUUUCUACAUCGAGGU
Messenger RNA from Filobasidium floriforme, 3976 nucleotides. RefSeq lists its product as uncharacterized. The transcript is spliced from 18 exons. Bases 378 to 3890 code for a protein of 1170 amino acids. The record is from RefSeq and is a predicted model, not a curated record. NCBI's taxonomy places the organism in Eukaryota, Fungi, Basidiomycota, Tremellomycetes, Filobasidiales, Filobasidiaceae.